AUGGGCCAGCAGGACACGGAGAGGUAUAGACUCAUUCCAGUUCAAGGGCGCGGCAGUGAACAAAGGCGGGUACGCAUGGGCAGUGCAAACGACACAGUUAGUGCUCUCAGAUUAGUGAUCGGUAACAUAUCAAGUAGUGACGAUGACAGCCUCGAGCAGGUGGGGUCUCCUCGGACCCUUCAAUCUGGAGGGUCACAAAUCCUUUACAAAACCGCGGAACGCUAUCGACAUAUAACGCCCCGGUCGAUCUACCCUUCGAUAUCAAGCACCCGCGGAACACUCGCCCUCGAGAAUAAUACGCCACGCCCCCUCCAGGAAGGAUUAGAACACCCGACCUGGAGAUCUCCCCAGCUGGGUCAGUCUCCCCUAACGGGUCCUUUGCUGCCCGAGCGAGGUCAAGUGGAUCUAUAUCAGAGUGGCGUCGGGGGGACCCGCGAGAGCCAAGGGCGGAGCGGGGAGAAGGAGGCCGUAACUCCGUCUGGCUCUAAUCUGGCUUGGUGGAAAGGGAGCCUGAGGAAUGGCCAGAGAUUGCACAAUCAGUCUUUCAGCUGUGAAAAUCUUACAACGUCCUCUUCAAAGUUCAAGUCGGGCUCCUUCAACCAACAACCUCCUAACUCAGCUGAAGAAAAUAUCCAAUUUCCAGAAGAUGUCACGUUCCCAGACGCGGCAGAAGCUGAUAACUUCCCUGAAGAAAAUUUGUCUGAGAAUGAAACUUUAGCCAGUAUCAUGCGCGAAAAGUUUCAGGGGGAUGGUAGUAUAUACGACCAAAGUGUGGCCGAAGUCAACAUGUUGCUGGGGCGCUCCCUAGAUCUUGCGCAUGAGAAUGAGGUUCGCCAAAAUCUUUCUUUUAUAUCAAAAUAUAUAUAUCAAGGUUCUCAGACCGGAGACAGUAUAGAUGGAAAAUCUUCUUCCGAAAAAGGAAGGAAAAUAGAGAACAGUCGCAAGAGCCAUAAAGAGAGCCUCGAGAAGAUGCUUGUAAACCCAGAAUUACGACGUCAGUCUCUGAAAACAUUAGAAGAAAGGAAACAACACAAUACUACACCUUCUCCACACUUGUCAGAUACGAUUGCUGAUACAACUAGCGAUGAAUCUAACCAUCAAAAUUCUUUAGUUUACAAACCUGAUGUUGACGUACAAGCCGCGUCAUCUCUGAGGAUAAAAGAGUCACUCGCGACAGAUACGAGUAAGCCCAGUCAAAAACGUGUUCACAGAAUUCAUCCUCCAUCGAGAGCGGAGAUGGCUACCGAAAAUUUAGCUACGGGAAAUUAUUUACCGACUAUGCAGUCUUUCGAAAGAAACUCAGAUGAUAUUACCGAACCAAGUGAUGCGUUUCCUGAAGUUUUAACAUUUCCUUCGAGGAUGAAGAGAGAAGUGAUAAACUUCGGGGUACGCGAGGAGGUCGAACAAAUGAACAAGCAACAGAGAGAGCAAACAGGAGAAGAUAAACAUUACUCGUAUGAGGACAGCGUUAACAGGAGGCCACGCCAGGGUGUACACAGCACGAGAGGAAUCGAGGUCCCUUUAGUAAGACACGGUCGGGAGAGGUUGUCGAUUAUACGGAAAAAAGUCACGAGAAACCAGACCAGGAGUUACCACACGUUUUCCCCCAACAAGUACUAUAACAUAUUCAUUAAAAACUUCCCUCAAAUAUUUAAGAACUACCACACAAAGCUACCCAACCAACACGCCCAUCUACCUGCGAAACGGAUCAGACAGCAAGUUAAUAAAAUUAUCGACAGCCGAGGGACAGAUCACACCAAGAAGGAAGCAGGAAAAAUGUCGAAACCACACACUCCUCACGUUGCCAGGCUGGUAGGAAGAGGGGAAAAGGCUUAUGGCAAAUCACCACAGCAACGACACGCCAGGAGCAGAAACCGUGCUAAGCGAAAAGCCACGACGCGAGAGGUGUGGGCGCUGGCGGGCGAGGACACGCUGCUGCCCUGCGACCUCGGAGUCCGGACGCCGAGGGACGCCGUCCAGAUGGUCAUGUGGCUGAAGGAGGGCAGCCACACGCCGCUCUUCAGCGUGGACUUCAGGGAACAGGAGCGUGGAAGCCCUCAGAUAUGGCGUGACAACAGCUCGUCCACCGCCCGUCGUGCUCUCCUGUACCCAGCGGAGGAAGCCCGGCAGUACCGCCCAACAGACACUUUACUGGGAAGAAGAAUUAACGACUUCGGAGAAACUGAGGAAGAGGAAGAGGGGGAGGAGGAUACUGAAGGAGUCAUGGAAGAUGUGGGAGGCCUCAUUGUACGGGAGGUUGAAGUAGGGGACGCUACAGUGUACCGUUGCCGUGUGGAUUUUCUCCUGACGGCGACUCGCAAUGCCAGAGUCAACCUCACAGUUGUGGUCCCGCCCACGAGCGUCGGAGUAGCGUGGUGGCUUGACGAAGAAAGAGGCUCCAACACUGGUGGGGAAGUUGGCCCUUUCAGAGAGGGAGAUUCGCCAACCCUUAUUUGCUAUACAAGAGAUGGUGUUGACAAUAGGUCCAGUCAACAACUCGACCUAGCAUGGCAAACUGGUAUUCAACACCAGAAGCAAGAUUGCCAAGUUUUGAGAAUAAGAUGA
This is a messenger RNA of Penaeus chinensis, 2565 nucleotides long. RefSeq lists its product as uncharacterized. NCBI's taxonomy places the organism in Eukaryota, Metazoa, Arthropoda, Malacostraca, Decapoda, Penaeidae. The record is from RefSeq and is a predicted model, not a curated record. The transcript has 5 exons. The coding region runs from base 1 to 2565 and encodes 854 amino acids.